Molecule: messenger RNA, 1671 nt
Organism: Saimiri boliviensis boliviensis (Bolivian squirrel monkey)
Lineage: Eukaryota; Metazoa; Chordata; Mammalia; Primates; Cebidae
Gene: NPW
Product: neuropeptide W
Biological process (GO): G protein-coupled receptor signaling pathway; feeding behavior
Molecular function (GO): G protein-coupled receptor binding
Source: RefSeq, a predicted model, not a curated record
GCCUCCCAAAGUGCUGGGAUUACAGGCAUGAGCCACCGCGCCUGGCCAAGGACCUGGGCCACUUAGUGGAAUCCUGGAGAAUGAAUAGGAGUUGGCCAUGCCGAGAAGGAGGGAACGAUGCUCUAGGCCCAGACGCACAGAUGCAGGCAAAGCCACAGGCUGUUGGUUCAGACAAAAAUUGAGACCUCUGGGGGAACCAUGCCCAGGGACGAGGCUCUGGAAGUCUGCAAGGUCUUGUCCUGCCCCUUCAGAGUUAGAAGUUCAUGAAGAGCUUGAGUCUUUCUCCUGGAGGCCUCGGGGAAGCAGAGACCUCAGGGUUGGCUUGGUGUGGCCAACAUGAGGCUUCUAAGCCUCCAUUCAGCUCUGCUGGGAGAUGGAUUGGUGGAGAGAAGCAGGCGGUGGCAGAAGACAGGACAGGAUGUGAGGACAGCUUUGGGAGCUGUGCUAGGCAUGGACAAGGGACAACUCUUGCAGGGGAUCACCCAGAAGGGUCUUGAACGGUGCUGAGGGUGCCCAAUAACCCUCCUGUGAUAGCCAUUGUAGCUCUUCCGGUCCCUGGCCAUUUGCUCUGCUGGCGCCCGCCUGCAGGAGCUCUGGCUAAAGGGGCAUCCCUCACCCCUACUCCCUCAUCAGUGGCCCCUGAGACCCAUGGUCCCAGGAACCCCUCCCUGGCACUUCCGCUCCUGGGGGGAGGAGGCUGAGCAGGCAGAAAAGGGGACGUGGCCCCCUAGGGGAGCCUCGAGCCCAGUUCCAACCAGCGGCCCACUCAGUGAGGUGUUCCGGAACCCAUGUCCCCCGCCAGCUGCGGGGGUUCCCUCUCCUUCCUCUGCCCCUCCUCCCAUCUGGGGAGCCCAGCGGGUACCGCAGGGGCGGACCGAGGCGGGGCCACCGAGCGUUUAAAGCUGGACCCGCAGGGGACCCACGGCUCGCCUCUAGCCUCCUGCCUCCUGGGCUCCGGUACCCGGCGUCCCAACUCCGCCGCGCGUCCAAACCCAACCGAGCUGGUUCGUGGCCCGCCCCGCAGGGCGGCCGUCGACUCGAGCGCCCUGGCGCCGGGCCGGGGGGUGCGGGAGGUUCCCGCGAGCCGGCUGCGGCUGGCGCUGCCGCUCCUCCUGCUCCUGCUGCCGCUGCCCGCCAGCGCCUGGUACAAGCACGUGGCGAGUCCCCGCUAUCACACGGUGGGCCGCGCCGCCGGCCUGCUCAUGGGGCUGCGCCGCUCACCCUACCUGUGGCGCCGCGCGCUGCACCCGGCCGCCGAGACCCUGGCCAGGGACACCCUCUCCCCCGGGCCCGCCGCCCGCGAGCCUCCUCUCCUGCCGCCCUCGUGGGUUCAGGAGCUGUGGGAGGCGCAACGCAGGAGCUCCGAGGCAGGGAUCCCCGUCCGUGCGCCCGGGAGCCAGCACGCCCCGGAGCCUGCACGCGAACCUGAGUUCCUGGACUUCGGGGGAGCCGGCCAGAGACUUCGGAGAGACGUCUCCCGCCCAGCCAUGGUCCCCGCAGCAAAUCGCCUUGGCUGGCCCCGCCUGGCCCUCGAACCGUCCUGACAGCGUCCCCACGUCCCCCCGCGCCUCCGCGCCUGACCCAGGAGGAGUUGCUGCGGCUUCCGGGCGCUGCUCACAGCCCCGGCCUGCUCUCCGGUCAAUAAAAUCCACCUGACUCCUGCGCCCCCGC